Molecule: messenger RNA, 1437 nt
Organism: Cynara cardunculus var. scolymus (artichoke)
Lineage: Eukaryota; Viridiplantae; Streptophyta; Magnoliopsida; Asterales; Asteraceae
Product: ethylene-responsive transcription factor ABI4
Exons: 1
Coding region: 58-1113 (351 amino acids)
Biological process (GO): positive regulation of DNA-templated transcription; response to stress
Cellular component (GO): nucleus
Molecular function (GO): transcription cis-regulatory region binding; DNA-binding transcription factor activity
Source: RefSeq, a predicted model, not a curated record
CCACCUUCGUUUCUAUCGCCAACCCUACCUUCUUUAUCUCUUUCUUUUAACUUAAUUAUGGACACAUCAAACGAUCCUCACCUACCCGCCUCUCCGCCUCCUCCACCUCCGCCGACGGUUAUCACCGCCACCCACGGUGGAAAUGGAAGUGGAAGUGGAAGCGGAAGUCCUCAGCGUAACAACAACAAUCGCAAAUCUAAAGGCAAAGGAGGGCCAGACAACAGCAAGUUUAAGUAUAGAGGAGUUAGACAACGUAGCUGGGGGAAAUGGGUGGCUGAGAUCCGUGAGCCACGUAAACGCACCCGCCGGUGGCUUGGUACGUUCGCCACAGCUGAAGACGCAGCACGAGCCUAUGACCGAGCUGCAGUUAUCCUUUAUGGUUCAAGAGCUCAGCUCAACCUCCAGCAACCGUCUGGCGACGGUAAUAACACAACCGCCACGGCUACUGGUAGUUCGUCUUCCCAUCCUUCUUCUUCCUCCUCCUCCCCCCGCGGCGGCGCCGGCAGUGGCAGUUCUUCUUCAUCAUCGACUACUCAAACCCUACGACCCAUACUCCCUCGCCCUGCCGCCUUUAAUCUGACCUUCUCGCCGCCUUCUCAAGCCUCGCCGUCGGGAGUGCCGGUUUUGGCUAAUUAUAUGCCUUACCCUUUCUAUCCUACAGUACACCAAGGUACAACUUCCGGUGGCAGUAUAGUACAAUAUGCACUGCAACUUGUACAACCGAAUCAUCAGUAUUUACCUUACUCGAACAUGAAUAAAUUCAGUGAGGACCCCACUUUCAGAAUGACAACAACUCCAACCUCGUAUGAUCCGAAUGCAAACACAAACCCUAGCAACAACAAUUGUCAAUGGGAACAACAACCGCUACAAGAAUGUCAAAAUCAUCAACCAAACGUGAAGGAGGACAUCAAUUCAUUGGUGGGUUCAGUGGGAUCAAGCCUUUCACUUGUGUCCAACUCGUCGCCGACAAUGGUGGUGGGUGAUUCAGUUUCAGAUCCGAUUAUGGCGGUCGGCGGCGAGCCAUCAUCGCCUUCUUUGUGGUCGUUGACAAAUGACGACGAGUACCCACCACCUAGUAUUUGGGACUACGGAGAUCCGUCAUUUGAUUUUUGAAGGUUCAUUUACCGGAGAAGGAAUUGAAAACACUUGAUUCAAGUUCCGAGGAUCAAGUAAAAGAAUUGAAUUUGAAGAAAUUGGUUUUUAAUUACAUGAUUUGAAUCUGGGGAUUUCUGGUGGAUGUUAUCAGCAAAUAAAUCAUGAUGAUCAAAUAGUACGUAGUUAUUAGGGUUUUUAAGUGAUCUUGAGAGUCAAGAUUUCAUAUAUUCGUCUCAUUGUUUGAAAAGGUUUGCCGACUUUCUUACAAAGUAAAUUUAGUUAGUUGAUAAUUACAUUCGACUAAUUGUUUUUAUGUUUUGAAAGAGGGUUUCUUUUCUUUUG